ACCAGCCAAUAGCAGCCCGCUCUACUGACACCAAGUUCAAACCAAAACCAAAACAAUGAGGAGGAUAAUGAAAUACUGCAGCAUGUCAGAACUACCGGCAUUAUCAGAGUUAUCUGAACAGAAAGAGAGGAGACUACUGAAGGAGAGAGUACCCCACAACCAGAGGAGUUAGUUGUGGAUGACAGCGAGCCUUAAAGUCCGUUACCACCGAACCCGGAGACCGCUAGCUAGCGAUGCUAACACGAAGCUAACGUUCCCGCCAUGGCUCUGAAGCAGCAGCAGGUGCUCAGGUGCUCUGAGGUCUAAAAGGAGCUAAAAGGCACCAGAGGAAUCCUUCCGGAGCCGACCUCCUCGUAGCUCAGAGACUCUGACGAGCUGAAGAUGAAGUGAUGAAAAGCUCCGAGCAGCAACGUGGAGACAUGAGACAGAACCCUAGCAGAGGAGACGGACACAAGGACACAAGGAUGCAAGGACACAAGGACACAUGGAGCAAAGACAAAAGGACGGCCAUACAUGGACAUGGAGUAAGGACCGCCUGACGCCUCCUCCUCGCUCUCCAACACAAAGCUGCCGUCUCUCCACCACCGCCACCACCGCCACUACCACUAAUGCCCCUCCGACAGAGAGAGACAGUAAAACACAGAGGCAGAUAAAGGAAAAUUAGAGAGGGCAAAAACAGCAAGCAAAAGCAAAACGAGAAAGAGAGGAAGAGGAAGGCUCCACAUCCAUAAUCUCCACUUAGAGGGAGGGAAGGCCAUUCUGUCGAUCUUGCAACUUCAGGAACCAUCAUCACAAUUUAAUAAGAAUUUGAAAGGCUGCGGCGCUGCAACAAAUCUGUCUUCAGAGGGAGAGAGGGCGGGCGAGAGAGCUACAUACAGACAGAGAGAGAGAGAGAAAGAGGGGGAGAGAGAGAGGAUGCAGCGAGGUGGAGGCCACAAAUGUUUUAACGCUUUCCUACCUGGAUUUAUAUCUUUUUGAUUUUUGUCGCGAGUCCCAGCAGCAAUAAACCUGCGACGGCAAUAUCAGAGAAUAACUUUAUUAUUAUUUUACACAUGUUCGGCUGCUCUAAGACUGCUGAGAGUUCAAGAAAUUAUGUUUUUCUACCAGGAGAGUCUGUGUUGUGAAGUGGAACAUUUUGUUAUUUAGGAGAGCAGGACUUGACAUUCGCUUGCAGGCUGAAAGUUUGCAAAAACAUCCCCCCUAAAAAGGAGGAAAUAUUCCAGCUGAUUCCUGCGAGUUUCCGGGUUCCAGGAGGAGCUUUGCUGUUAUUUUUAAAGAGCAGCAGGAAGGCUCCGGCCCCACCCACCGGAAGGACGUCAGAAACUCGUCAGAAUAAAAGACGGGCCGCAUACCUGUCUGAUGCAUCGGCUUUCUCGCUCCUUCACGGCGUUUUUUUCAUGGCUUGACACCUAACUGCCAUCUGACCCCCUCCUCCCCCCUUCCUCCCCCCUCAACAUGUCCGCCCAACUCCUCUCUCUCCGCCCCGACCACUCGAGGAAAUCAGGGCAGGAAAAGAAGUGAGGAUUCAGUUAGCUCACCUCAGGUUCGUCGGCUCCACCCGUCCCACCGAGGACAGAACCCCGACUCUCUACAGGUGGGUCGUGCUGAUGCAAGAUGGCGGCCGGCGUGGCGACGUGGCUGCCGUUUGCGCGGGCCGCGGCAGUGGGAUGGCUGCCGUUGGCAAAGAAGACGAUGCCCAAACCUCCCGUGGACAACUCGUCCAAAUCAGAUGAGAUCCUGUACGUCAACGUCAGCGGGGUCAGGUUUCAGACAUGGAAGAACACUCUGGAUCGUUAUCCGGAGACGCUGCUGGGUUCUUCAGAGAAGGAGUUUUUCUACAACGAGGACACGCAGGAAUACUUCUUCGACCGAGACCCCGAAAUGUUCCGGCACAUUCUGAACUUUUACCGCACCGGGAAGCUCCACUACCCACGAAACGAGUGCAUCCAGGCCUUCGACGAAGAGCUGGCCUUCUACGGCAUCAUCCCAGAGAUCAUCGGCGACUGCUGCAUGGAGGAAUACCGAGACAGGAAAAAGGAGAACCAGGAGCGUUUGGCGGAGGACACGGAGGCCAACGAGGGGUUGGACGCCCCCCUCCCUCCAGACAGCUCCUCAAGGGAGCGUCUGUGGCGAGCCUUCGAGAACCCCCACACCUCUACUAUGGCGCUGGUUUUCUACUACGUCACCGGCUUCUUCAUCGCCGUCUCCGUCAUCGCCAACGUGGUGGAGACGGUCCCCUGCCGGCCCAUCAAAGGCAGCGUCAAAGACCUUCCCUGCGGGGAGAAAUACGGGCUGGCCUUUUUCUGCAUGGACACGGCCUGCGUGCUCAUCUUCACCUUCGAGUACCUGAUGCGCCUGUUCGCCGCGCCCAGCCGCUGCAAGUUCAUGCGGUCGGUGAUGUCGGUGAUCGACGUGGUGGCCAUCAUGCCCUACUACAUCGGCCUGGUGAUGCCCGAGAACGAAGACGUGAGCGGCGCCUUCUUCACCCUCCGCGUUUUUCGCGUCUUCCGGAUCUUCAAGUUCUCGCGUCACUCUGCGGGUUUGAGGAUUUUGGGCUACACGCUGAAGAGCUGCGCCUCCGAACUCGGCUUCCUGCUCUUCUCCCUCACCAUGGCCAUCAUCAUCUUCGCCACCGUCAUGUUCUACGCCGAGAAGGGCACCAAGGGCUCAUCCUUCACCUCCAUCCCGGCCUCCUUCUGGUACACCAUCGUCACGAUGACCACACUCGGGUACGGUGACAUGGUUCCCAACACCAUCGCGGGGAAGAUCUUCGGCUCCAUCUGCUCUCUCAGCGGCGUGCUGGUGAUCGCCCUGCCGGUGCCCGUCAUCGUGUCCAACUUCAGCCGGAUCUACCACCAGAACCAGAGAGCAGACAAGAUGAGAGCGCAGCAGAAAGUGCGUAUGGCUCGGAUCCGCAUGGCGAAGAAAGGAACAGCCAACGCCUUCCUCCAGUACAAAGAAGACCGAGCCAUCGGGGACCGGGACAAUGACAGCACGGCGCUGUGUGUGAAGAACAGAUCAGCGUUCGAGUAUCAACACAACCACUUGCUGCACUGUCUGGAGAAGACAACGAACCACGAGUUCACCAACGAGAUGAACUACAGCGAGCUGUGUAUGACGGAGUCGGUGGGCUACAGGACCAGUCGCAGCACCUCCCUGUCCAGCCAGCAGGGGGCGCAGAACAACUCCACCGGCUGCUGCCCUCGCCGGGCAAGGAGGAGAGCCGCCAUGCGACUGGCGAACUCCACGGUGUCCGUCAGCCGGGGGAGCGUCCAGGAGCUGGACACCCUGCACGUCAAAACCACUUCCAUACCACCACAAACUCGCUCCAGUCUGAACGCCCAGAUGUGCGACCUGAAGUUGAACUGCGGGGAACCAGAUUUCACCGCCGCCAUCAUCAGCAUCCCCACGCCGCCCGCCAACACGCCCGACGAGAGCCUCCCCCCGUCGCCCGCCCCCAUCCUCGGCAUCCUGCGCAACACCCGGGCCACCGCCUACACCCAGGACACCGUCAAAAUCUCCUCCUUAUAACCUCCGACCACGCCCGUCCACUUCCCUCCCUCGACACCCAGCCCCGCCGCCCCACCAGCCGACCUCCCCGUGAACUUCCUCUGACCCUCUGAUGCUGAACCCAGGGCACCGCUCGCUGAGAUUUCAGGGACAAACACUCCUCAGACGGAUACUUUGAGUACCGCUGGUUGCUUUCACUUCCUCUCACCAUUUUGUGGAUUAAUGGAGACAAAACGGGAGCCAACUAGAGCUGGGAAAUCAACGGUAAAGUUCUUCUUAAGACGCCCCCUCCUCCCCCCCCUCCCAUCAUGCAUUUUACCCCAACCACGCUCUUACCCCCCCCCCCCUCCCUCUACCUGCACAGUUUUAACCUUUUGAAUCUCAUUGCACAAACUCCCCGGGAGGGUUCAUCCAGUGGACAAGAUGCCAAGACGCCCAAAGAAAGACACCCUGAAACCAACUGACAGCUUGGUUUCAUCGGGGUGAUUUUGCAUCCUCACUAAACAUAAUGCUUUAGAGGAGGGGUGCAGAAUGGCUGCCGAAGACAAUGGGCUUAUAUUUCAGUCUAAACUUGGCGUGAACGGACUGAGAGGUCUUGGCGGUGAAUCUGAGGGACCGCCGAACGUUUGAGGAUCAUUCAGCGUCAAACUCUUUGUGUGAUUGGAAAAAAGAUGAGACGAUCUGUAGACAACCAAACAACCCUCAGCUUUUUGAUUCCUCUGGAUGUUGGUUGUUGCGGGGAAACAGGUGGCAUUCAUCAGGCCAAUAUAGCUCAACAAUGACCCGUACAGAUUGGUGUUUUGGUUUCUUUUUCUUUACCAGAUCUUGGAGCCUGAUUGAAGUGAAGUGUUGGACCUCUUUUUGCUUGAAAUGUAAAGGUUUGAACCCCAACAAUGGGUCAGGAUGUCUUAGAAAAGGAUGGAAAAGGAAUCCGAAGUGAAACGGAGUCUGGGAGUAUGAACGGAUGAUCUCUCUGGAAGCCACUUCAGGUCACAUUUUAAGGAAAUCAUGAGCGAGAACUCUUCUGAUCAGAAUCCAGUUGGAAGAACAUGACAAACUUGGGAGGAGGAUCCAGACGCUGCUGAAAGUCAAACUCAACUGGGUUUAACUGAUCUAUGCUGAAUACUGUUCACACAACUACACUGAGCUGAUCGAAACCGAGCCGGUCUGAGCAGAGCUGGACUUACCCGGUCUCUAAAUGGGACUGUAGAGAGGGGAAGGGGUUAAAUUCUGGGCUGGAUCAAUCAGGUCUGAUGUGGACUUGUCUGGUCUGGCUGUAGCUCAGUUGUGACGAUCCAGACGUGGAACGAAAGCCUUUUACUUUUCAAAAUAUGCAACAUUACAACAAGCAGGAAAAAUAGCAUCAAGAAAUGAACAGAAUAAUAAUAAUAACAAUAAUAAUGUGUGUGUUAUAAAAACUACAGUAAUUAUUGCAGGGAACUUAAUGUAAAGCAACUAAGAAAUUCAUUUGUUGUGUGAUCUUUUCAGUGAGAGAGAGAACACAACAAGUAUUCUGCAAUAGAUUAAAAUGGGAAACGGGAAACGCAACACCACAAACUCUUCAGCGUUAAGACCACGUUUGUCCCGAUGACGUGCACUCUGGGAAAAAAACAAAACAGGUUUGUUUUCAACACAUUCAUGCAGGCGUUGACAUGUUUCAGUAUUACGUCGGACUCAUUUAUUGUUGAUUCUCCGUCACAUCGGCAGUCUCUUCAAACUCGGUGGCUUGUAAAGAAAGACCUACUCAUGCAAAAAGAUAUUUAAUCUAGUGCACACAAAUGAUUACACUAUAACUAUUACGUUAGUAUUACCACAAUAGGGCUGUCACUGAACAAAAACGAUCAGUUCGAACUAGGGCUGUCAAUCGAUUCAAAUAUUUAAUCACAAUUAAUCACAAAUUUGUUAAAAAUGUACCUUAAAGGGAAAUUUGUCAAGUAUUUAAUACUCUUAUCAACAUGGGA
Molecule: messenger RNA, 5471 nt
Organism: Sebastes umbrosus (honeycomb rockfish)
Lineage: Eukaryota; Metazoa; Chordata; Actinopteri; Perciformes; Sebastidae
Gene: kcnd1
Product: potassium voltage-gated channel, Shal-related subfamily, member 1
Exons: 11
Coding region: 1615-3531 (638 amino acids)
Biological process (GO): potassium ion transmembrane transport; protein homooligomerization
Cellular component (GO): membrane; voltage-gated potassium channel complex
Molecular function (GO): protein binding; A-type (transient outward) potassium channel activity
Source: RefSeq, a predicted model, not a curated record